AUGGAGCCCUGUUACCCGCCACAGGGCACAAAGCAGAGCCCAAGAGCUCAGCCGCAGAAAAAUGAGAGUUGGUCACUACGGCGGCUCAGCAGCUUCCAGAGAUUCAUCUCAGCCACCCAUGGAUAUACGGAGAGCGUGGCCGUGUUCCUGGAGUAUUUCUUUAUCUUCUUCCUCGUCACGUGUGCAAGACAGUUUGAGUGCACUGGUUUCCGCUGCCCACUGUCAACUGCAGUGAAUGCUGAAUACCUUUGUAAACACUCUCCAGUAAAAGUGGUGGUGUCACUUUCCAUACAGGAUAACAGGAUUUCCAUCUGGUCUGUUGGUGAUCUUGGCAAUGUGGGCCUCAAUGGAGAAUACCAAGGAGAGCCUCAGUUGUUAUGCGACAUCAGGCACAAUGGGGAUGUCAUGGACAUGCAGUUUUUGGACCAAGAGAGAAUUGUAGUUGCUUCGUCAACAGGAGAUGUUACUAUAUUCCGUCAUCACCAAAAUAAUCAGACUUUAUCUGCCAACCAGCGGUGGGAGAAAGCUCAUUAUCAUGUGGAUCGACAGGCGUCCUGUGGUGGGGCAGCGUGUACUGGAGUAAUCUGCAAUAACCCCGAAAUUGUCACUGUUGGAGAAGAUGGUAGAAUAAAUUUCUUCAGAGCUGACCAAAAGGGUGCAAUGAGAACUAUAGACAAUGCAGACAGCAGCACACUCCAUGCAGUGACUUUUCUUCGUACAACUGAGAUAUUGACAGUAAACUCAAUUGGACAGUUGAAAAUAUGGGACCUCAGACAGCAAAGAAAUGAGCCAUCUCAGAUACUUUCUUUGACAGGUGACAGAGUUCCACUGCACUGUGUGGACAGGCAUCCCAAUCAGCAGCACAUUGUGGCCACAGGAGGCCAGGAUGGCAUGCUGAGUAUAUGGGACAUCAGGCAGGGUACUAUGCCAGUGUCCCUGCUAAAUGCUCAUGAAGCAGAAAUGUGGGAAGUUCACUUCCAUCCUUCUGACCCAGAUCACUUAUUUACAUGUUCUGAAGAUGGAUCUCUUUGGCACUGGGAUACUUCCACAAAUGUAUCUGAAAAACCUUCUUUUCUUCAUCAAGGAGGAAGAAGUAGUACAUAUUUUUCCCACAAUACCAUUAACCAGUCUGUAGUAAGUGCCUGGCUAAGCAACGACCCUACCAAAGACCGCAUGGAGAUUACCAACUUAAUUCCAAAUCAGACUUUGUCUGUGAACAGUUUAGAUGUUUUAGGACCAUGUCUAGUAUAUGGUACUGAUGCAGAGGCUAUUUAUGUUAACAGACACCUUUUUGCAUGAUACUUCUCCAGGGUCCCUUUGAAACACUUUGAAGGACUGGGAAAUGCAUCAGGUUCAUCAGUGUUUCCAACUAAACUGUUAUCAGCACAUGGGAAGAGGCCACUUGGCUCUGCUAUUGCAACAGGAAUGCAAGUUACCUCAGACUCUUUAAGUUGUCCCUUAUUAUUGAUGCUCUACUAGGGGUAAUCAAACCAACUUUUGUGUAAGUUUGAUCUCGUUUC
Molecule: messenger RNA, 1520 nt
Organism: Tinamus guttatus (white-throated tinamou)
Lineage: Eukaryota; Metazoa; Chordata; Aves; Tinamiformes; Tinamidae
Source: RefSeq, a predicted model, not a curated record